CUCCCUCGUUUAACCAUCAUCUGGAUAUACUUAAGAGACCAGAUCCCCAGACCUGAUCAGACGACAUCUUACUUUUCCAUCGCGAGAAUACUACUAUCUCGUAGCCCUCAAAGCAAGAGUCACCAUGGUCCAAUCACUUCGCUUCGCCACCCUAGAUGUCUUCACCACCCAGCCAUAUUCCGGCAAUCCCCUGGGCGUUGUCUUUCUCCCCGACUCUUCCUCCUCCUCCUCCUCUUCCCCCAUCACCCAGGAACAGAAACAACUAAUCGCCCGAGAGUUCAACCUCUCCGAAACCAUCUUCAUUCAUCCUACCAACCAAUCAACCCCAUCCUCCCGAGCAAUCGACAUCUUCACCACGACCGAAGAACUCCCCUUUGCAGGCCAUCCCACCAUCGGCGCAGCUUCCUGGUUCCUAGAACAUUCCUCCAAUGAAGCCGACAAGGCCAACGUCCAGACAUUAAUCACGAAGGCCGGACCAUUUGCCAUCUCGAGGGUCCCGUCCUCGCAAUCUGGUGAUGUGGCGGCCAAAAUCGCACAUAAUGUGCACAUUCACUCGUCGCGAUUCGCGCUCUCGGAGUUGUUGAGGCUACAUCCUUCACUGGUUCCGUUCCUUAACCAGAGUACUAGUCAGGAUAGCUUCCCUGUUUUCUCCAUUGUGAAGGGCAUGAGUCAGGUCCUGGUUGAGUUGCCUAGCUUGGAGGCCUUGGCUGCAACAGAAGCUCCGAUGGGCGGGGAGGACAUCCCCUGUAAGUCAGUCUCGGAGGGAGGGUACCUGGAUGCUGGGUGGGAGGGAUCAGGUCUCAUUAUGGUUUACUUUCACGUUCCGGGUGUGCUGGAUGAAAGUACGGGGAAGAAGGUCAUUCGGUCGCGUAUGUUCCUGAGGAACUUUGAAGAUCCUGCUACGGGUAGUGCGGCGAGUGGACUUGCGAGCUAUUUGGCUUUGAUGGGAACUGAUGUUGGGGCUACGACUGAGUUUGAUAUCGUGCAGGGGGUGGAAAUGGGCAGGAGAUCGGAUAUCAGUGUUGCUGUUACGGUUGGUGCUGGGGGGCAGGAGAAGAAGAUUGAAACUGUUGAGUUGAGGGGGUGUGCUGUGAAGGUUACCUCUGGGGAGUUGGUUAUUUGAUGAUGUUGUUAGUUGUUGACUGGUCAUGAUUGUAUAUACUAGUGCUCUGGAUAUUUGCAUGGAGUGGGGGACCUUUUGUCCGCAUAAUCAUUUACCCUUGCUCAGUACUAACAAUAGUAGCUGUAUAUUUUAUCAUUUGAUGUCAUACCAAAG
This is a messenger RNA of Aspergillus sclerotioniger CBS 115572, 1276 nucleotides long. RefSeq names its product PhzF family phenazine biosynthesis protein. Gene Ontology annotation, biological process: biosynthetic process. The coding region runs from base 125 to 1123 and encodes 332 amino acids. Gene Ontology annotation, cellular component: cytoplasm. The transcript has a single exon. Gene Ontology annotation, molecular function: isomerase activity. NCBI's taxonomy places the organism in Eukaryota, Fungi, Ascomycota, Eurotiomycetes, Eurotiales, Aspergillaceae. The record is from RefSeq and is a predicted model, not a curated record.